AUGCCAACUUCCGCAACCAAACAAAGCCUGCGAGGUUUGACAAAGCAGACGGAAAGUUCUUGGCUUGGUUUGCAGGCCCUGCGAUGGAGAAGCCCACACUUGCUGGCAGGCCAACCCUGCAUCAAGGCAGCUUUGAGAACUGAUAACUCCUGGAAUCCUCCUCCGCGGCGAUUGACGGCGUCGUGCAUUCUAUUUGUUCUGUUUGCCCGCAGAGGUCUGCGGAGCUAUCGAGCUGCACGCAAAAGCUUGGGAGACAAGCGCAGCGAGGCCAUAGCAGAAGCCGCGGAAGCACAAGCUGCACGGGUGUCCCUUGAAGCUGCAGGUUUGCAGAAAGCGGAGGCUGCAGCUUCUGUGAGAUGGUUCUUGGAAAAUUUGCGGCGCAGCUCCACUGCAGACUGGAGGAAAGUUUUCAAGAACUGGGUGCAACGCCGCGGCGAAGGUGAGCCUGUCCAGUACAUACUCGGGAGCUGGCCUUUUCAUCCCCUCCCCACAGAGCUUUUGGUCCGGCCACCAGUAUUGAUCCCCAGGCCUGAAACAGAGGAGCUUGUGGAUCGGAUUAUCAAGCACUAUGGCAACUGCCACCCCCGGCGCUUGGUUGAUUUUGGCUCCGGAUCCGGAGCCAUUGUGCUUUCUUUGCUCCAUGCUUUCCCAAUGGCCACAGCCGUUGCUGUGGACCCUUCGGAAGAUGCCGUCGCCCUAACACGUGCCAAUGCGGCCAGGUGUGGCGUGGAGAACAGGUUGGAAGUUCGGCAUGCCUCGUCGGAAGAGUGGGCAAGCAUGUCCGGCAAAGCUUUCGAUCUUAUUGUGUCCAACCCACCUUACAUUCCGAGCCAUGAAAUUCCUGGCUUACAAGUUGAUGUUCGUGAGUUCGAAGAUCACGGUGCUCUCGAUGGCGGCCCUGAUGGCCUUUCUGUUAUCGCCGAAGUUCUUUGCAGUGCGCGGCGAGUUGGCUUGCCCGGUGCGCGCAUAUACUUGGAAGUGCAUCAUACACAUCCGGCACUCUUCGAGAGGUUUUCCGACGAGGCCAAGUCGGAACCGACAAAAGACGCGACUCAGACUCACGCAACAUUCUGCAAACAGAGUUCUGCAGUUUAA
This is a messenger RNA of Symbiodinium necroappetens, 1095 nucleotides long. Lineage: Eukaryota; Dinophyceae; Suessiales; Symbiodiniaceae. The record is from the annotation of a GenBank genome assembly.